AUGCAAACAAAUCUCUCUCAUUCUCCCUCAUUUAGCCACCGUAUCAACUGUGAUUUGAAGAAGAGUUCUUCAAAACUCAACUCUAGACACAGACGCCUCCUCACCUUGAAUUUUUACAUGAGUUCAAAAAGGGAUUCAAAGCGAAAACUAGGGUUUUCUGAAUCUGAGAUUGGUGGCGGAAGAGAUGUCAGAAGGGUGGAGGUGACGGUGGCGAUUGGUGGUAGAAGAUAUGUUUUAUGUGUAAUAUUGUCUUAUAUAUGAAAAAAGUAAGAGGAAGAUGAUUUUCUUCAUUGUAUGACAACUAACCGAUGAUGAACAAAUCCGAGCACAAUAACUGAAGACUAUUUCAUUAUGUUUGGAAAAUAAUUUAAGAUGAAUUUCUUUCUCUUUUCCAAAAAGAUCAAGACAAGAAGCA
This is a messenger RNA of Lactuca virosa, 415 nucleotides long. NCBI's taxonomy places the organism in Eukaryota, Viridiplantae, Streptophyta, Magnoliopsida, Asterales, Asteraceae. The record is from the annotation of a GenBank genome assembly.